Messenger RNA from Gigantopelta aegis, 1851 nucleotides. Its product is annotated as RNA binding motif protein, X-linked-like-1. Gene Ontology annotation, biological process: positive regulation of mRNA splicing, via spliceosome. The transcript has 11 exons. Gene Ontology annotation, cellular component: spliceosomal complex. Gene Ontology annotation, molecular function: RNA binding. NCBI's taxonomy places the organism in Eukaryota, Metazoa, Mollusca, Gastropoda, Neomphalida, Peltospiridae. Bases 61 to 1413 code for a protein of 450 amino acids. The record is from RefSeq and is a predicted model, not a curated record.
GCGUGACUUAUUGCCAGUUCAAAGACGCCAUUUUGGUACGAAAGGAAAGAAAUCAUCAAAAUGGUGGAGCAAGAUCGACCUGGUAAAAUGUUUGUGGGAGGGCUGUCACCAGAUGUGGAUGAAAAGACGCUGGAAAAUGCAUUUUCCAAAUAUGGACGUCUGACAGAGAUUUUAGUCAUACGAGACAAAAUCACUGCAAAGUCCCGAGGAUACGGCUUCGUUACAUUUGAGAAUCCACUUGAUGCUGAGGAUGCUGCCAAAGGCAUGGAAGGAACAGAAAUCAACGGGAAACCCAUCCACACGGAGCAGGCAGUUCGCAGCAUAGGGAUGGACCGAGGGAUGCGGGGGCGGGGUGGCGGUCGACGAGGCUCUUCACGGGGUGGUUACCUUGAUCGCCCUCGUCACCUGUCCGGCGGUCGCAGGUCCCCACCACCUAGACGGGGAGGAUUCUCAAUGAGGGGAGGCAGAGGAGGACCCCCCAGUUCAUUCCAUGGUGGCAGAAGUCUUAUGGGCAAUGGCCGGAGGGACUAUUCCCCACCCAGGAAAGGACCACUCAUUGCUGAUGUCCCCAGAAACAGCUUCGCCGGACCCCCACGGAGGGACUUCGAUGGUCCACCAAGAAGAAUGUCUCGUGGUGAUCGGCGAGACGACAGGAACGGUUACCGUGACAGGAGUUACUCCCCCCGUCCACGGGAUCUGUACCCACCGUCCCCCCCAUUGAGAGACACGGGACGUGGCCUCCUUGAUGGUCGCGGUCCCACGUCACGCUCCAGAGAUUAUGGCUCGCAUGAUUUCCGUGAUCAGAGCCGCGAUUAUUCUUUUACAAGAGACUAUAGUCCGGAGCCGGCCCGAUCAAGGGAUUACGGUAUGAUACGAGAUGACCGAGGCCGGGACUCAUUCUCGCGUUCUGGGGGAGACUACAUCCCAACAAGGGGAAGCGACCUGGGAGGAUCGCGAGACAUAGGCCGAGACUACCCGUCUUCACGGGACUACGGUCCCCCAACACGGGACUAUCUCCGAGAAAGAGAACCGAUUCCACGAGAAUAUUCCUCCAGAAGCAUGGGGAGAGGAGGCAGUGGAGGAGUGAGGUAUUCCGGCCGCGAUGAGAUGGACAGUCGCGGUCCUCCCAGAGAAUACAGCACACGCAGUUAUGAAGGUUCUGGCCCUUCCAGAAGAAGUGUUAGUGGUCCUGGUUCCAGAGGUCCGCCUUCACAGUCAAGAGGUCCUCCACCUAGGGGACCCCCCUCCAUAGGAUCGUCUCGCGGCCGAGGUGGUGGCGGGAUGAGUGAUCGACGGAUGGACAGACCUAGCUUCAGCGGAUCAAGCAGCCGGCGGCCUGGCCCGUCCCCUUCUAGAGGACCUCCUCCAAUGAAACGGUCAAGACUCGACGGACCACCUCCCAGCAGACGCUGAUCUCAAAUAUUUAAUUUCAAAUCACGAAUAUUAAUAUCACAUCACAAAUAUUAAUUCCACAUCAGAAGAACACCAGUAGUGUCAUUUGAUAAGAAGGGACAAGGAGUGGUGUGUAAUGGUGGACAAAUUGUGCAAUCGUUAAGCUGGAAGUAGUAGUAAACGCGCUGUUGUGCACCAAUGGGGAAAUGUUUCAGCUUCUCGUCGAGUGUCGUCAAAUUGUAAAUGUUUGUUGGUCAUGGACAGUGUCAUCGUGUGUUGGUAAUACACCAAAACGUCGCCACAUUUUUUUUUUUUUUUUAAACUGAUUUUAGUUGUAAUGUACAGUGUUCCAUUUCAUUAGUUUCUAUCAUUGUAUCAUUACCAAGCAUUCAGAGGUGCCCGGACGCUUGUACACACCUUUUUAUUUGUAUUAAAAGUCCUACAUGUUAUACAACAAAA